AUGGGUUUCAACAUUCAACCUUAUGGAAUUCAAUCCAUGCUCAAGGAAGGCCACAAACACCUUUCUGGUCUCGAUGAGGCGGUUCUCAAGAACAUCGACGCCUGCAAACAACUUUCCACUAUCACUCGAACUUCCCUUGGACCCAAUGGUAUGAAUAAGAUGGUAAUAAUAAAUCCGAAGCUACUUGGUUACCCUCACGGUUCUUGUGCUGAAAAGUUUGUUCAUUCUCUUUUUUCUGUUCAGUUACUGUGUCAAAAUUUGAGAUUUGCUGCUUUCAGCAACACUGCAUUGAGCUAUGCCUACAGCAGCGACGACAGGGAUGCAAAUGGAAUGGAUUUCUUGCACCUCAUGGAAGAGCGUGGGGUUCGUGCGAAUUCCCAGACAUAUUUGUUGCUUUUAGAAGGGUGUUUGAGUUCUGGGUCGUUUCCUGAUGGUUGGAAGCUUCAUGCGAAGAUUCUGAAGAUGGGUUUUUGUACAGAAGUGGUUUUGUGUGAAUGUCUUAUGGACUUGUACAUUGCCCUUGGUGACUUGGAUGGCACAGUCAAGAUGUUUGAUGAAAUACCUGUUAGAACCUUGCCUUGUUGGAAUAAGGUUUUGUAUAGGUUUGUUGCUGGGAAAAUGACUGAUCAAGUUUUGGGUUUGUUUAGGCGAAUGGUGAGGGAAAAGGUGAAGCCUGAUGAGAAAACUUAUGCUGGGGUUUUGAGGGGUUGCAGUGGUGGUGAUGUUCCUUUCUACUAUGUGGAACAGAUACAUGCAAGGACUAUAUCUCAUGGUUAUGAAAAUAGUUUGUUGGUAUGUAAUCCUCUGAUUGAUUUGUAUUUUAAAAAUAGGUUUUUGAAUUCUGCUAAGAACGUCUUUGACAGCUUAAAGAAGAGGGACAGUGUUUCUUGGCUAGCUAUGAUAUCUGGUUUAUCGCAAAGUGGGUGUGAAGAAGAGGGGGUUCUUCUAUUUUGUCAGAUGCACACAUUGGGAGUCUAUCCUACCCCUUACAUAUUUUCAAGUGUUCUAAGCGCAUGUACUAAAAUAGAGCUAUUUAAGCUUGGAGAGCAGCUCCAUUGCCUUGUUCUCAAGCAGGGAUUCUCUUCUGAAACCUAUGUUUGCAAUGCCCUUGUGACAUUAUAUUCACGUAUGGGGAACUUUAUAUCAGCUGAGCAGGUUUUUAAUGCAAUGUUGCAGAGGGAUGAAGUUUCGUAUAAUUCACUCAUUUCAGGUUUAGCUCAACAAGGAUAUAGUGACAGAGCUUUAGGUUUGUUUAAGAAAAUGUGCCUUGAUUGCCUAAAGCCUGACUGUGUUACGCUUGCAAGUAUUUUGAGUGCCUGUUCAUCAGUUGGGGCUCUCCAGGUAGGAAAGCAAUUUCACUCGUAUGCUAUUAAGGCUGGGAUGUCUUCAGAUAUUAUCUUGGAAGGCUCACUGCUUGAUCUUUAUGUAAAAUGCUCGGAUGUAAAAAAUGCCCAUGAAUUUUUCCUUUCAACUGAUACUGACAAUGUGGUGUUGUGGAAUGUGAUGCUUGUGGCUUAUGGCCAGAUGGACAAUUUAGACGAAUCAUUUAAAAUAUUUACACAGAUGCAGAUGCAAGGUAUUGUACCAAAUGAAUUCACCUAUCCAAGUAUUUUGAGAAUUUGCUCUUCUUUGAAGGCUCUUGAUCUAGGAGAACAAAUUCAUACUCAAGUCCUAAAAACUGGCUUUCAGUUGAAUGUGUAUGUCUCUAGUGUGCUUAUCGAUAUGUAUGCUAAACUUGGAAAUUUGUAUACUGCACUGAAAAUCCUUAGAAGAUUAAAAGAGAAAGAUGUUGUUUCUUGGACAGCCAUGAUUGCCGGGUACGUGCAGCAUGAAAAUUUUGCUGAGGCUCUUAACCUCUUUAAAGAAAUGCAAGAUGAAGGGAUACAAUCUGAUAAUAUAGGAUUUGCGAGUGCAAUUAGUGCAUGUGCAGGUAUCCGAGCACUUGAUCAAGGACGGCAAAUUCAUGCUCAAGCAUGUGUCUCUGGUUAUUCAGAUGAUAUUUCAGUUGGUAAUGCACUUGUUGGUCUUUAUGCUAGGUGUGGGAAAGUACGACAAGCAUACUUUGCUUUUGAUAAAAUAUUUGCUAAAGAUAAUAUAUCAUGGAACUCAUUGAUAUCUGGUUUUGCACAAAGUGGACAUUGUGAGGAUGCACUGAGUGUAUUUUCUCAAAUGAAUAAUGCUGCACUAGAAAUCAAUUCAUUUACAUUUGGCUCUGCUGCUAGUGCUGCUGCCAAUAUUGCUAACGUUAAACUAGGGAAGCAGAUUCAUGCCAUGAUUUUAAAAACUGGUUAUGAUUCAGAAACUGAAGUGUCUAAUGUUUUGAUCACACUGUAUGCAAAAUGUGGUACCAUUGAAGAUGCUGAGAGACAGUUUUUGGAAAUGCCUGAGAAAAAUGAGGUUUCUUGGAAUGCCAUGCUUACUGGUUAUUCUCAACAUGGUCGUGGAUUUGAAGCAUUAACCCUUUUUGAGGAUAUGAAGCAGCUUGAUGUCUUGCCAAAUCAUGUCACCUUUGUGGGAAUCUUAUCAGCAUGUAGUCAUGUGGGUUUGGUUGAUGAGGGAAUUAGCUAUUUUCAAUCAAUGAGUGAAGUUCAUGGUUUGGUGCCAAAACCUGAACAUUAUGCAAGUGUUGUAGAUCUUCUUGGGAGAUCUGGUCUUUUAAACCGUGCAAAGAGAUUUGUUGAGGAAAUGCCUAUUCAACCCGAUGCAAUGGUCUGGCGGACCCUUUUAAGUGCUUCUAUUGUUCAUAAGAAUAUUGAUAUUGGAGAGUUUGCGGCAAGUUAUCUUCUGAAACUGGAACCUGAAGAUUCAGCAACCUAUGUUCUUCUUUCAAAUAUGUAUGCAGUGACUGGGAAAUGGGGUUGUAGGGAUCGGACAAGGCAAAUGAUGAAAGAUAGAGGUGUUAAAAAAGAGCCCGGUCGUAGCUGGAUAGAGGUUAAUAAUUCAGUGCAUGCAUUUUUUGCUGGUGAUCAUAAACACCCUCAUGCAGAUAAGAUAUAUGAAUAUCUCAGUGAUUUGAGUGAAAAGGCUGCUGAAAAUGGUUACAUUCCACAGACCAAUAGCCUUUUGAAUGAUAUAGAACGCCGUCAGAAGGGCCCAACACAAAUUAUUCACAGUGAGAAACUGGCAAUUGCGUUUGCAUUGCUUAGUUUGCCUAGCUCUACUCCUAUCCAUGUUUUUAAAAACCUUCGUGUUUGUGGUGAUUGCCAUAACUGGAUUAAGCAUGUCUCUAAGAUCUCAGAUCGAGUGAUUGUAGUGAGAGAUUCAUAUCGCUUUCAUCAUUUUAAGGAUGGUAUUUGUUCAUGUAAAGAUUACUGGUAA
Messenger RNA from Sphenostylis stenocarpa, 3318 nucleotides. The record is from the annotation of a GenBank genome assembly. Lineage: Eukaryota; Viridiplantae; Streptophyta; Magnoliopsida; Fabales; Fabaceae.